Rhizoctonia solani is the source of this 1179-nucleotide messenger RNA. RefSeq lists its product as uncharacterized. The coding region runs from base 1 to 1179 and encodes 392 amino acids. The record is from RefSeq and is a predicted model, not a curated record. NCBI's taxonomy places the organism in Eukaryota, Fungi, Basidiomycota, Agaricomycetes, Cantharellales, Ceratobasidiaceae. The transcript has 11 exons. Gene Ontology annotation, molecular function: nucleotide binding.
AUGGACAAGGCUAAGGCUCCUGCUGCUGGUGAAGACUUCAACGUUGUUUUUAUUGGUGCUGGUAACAUCAUGUUCGGAUCGCCUGAAGGUCCUUGGAAUCACUCUUUCCGUUUUGAACACAAACUCGGUCCUCGUCUCAAGGUAGUUGCAUUGAUCGACCCCGCGCUUGAUCGUGCAUCGGCUGUCCUCCAGAAGAAACGAGACUCUUUCGUAGUGUCGGCCUACCAAAACACCAAGAUGUACAAGACAAUUGACGACUUUGCCAAGUCUAUGACUCCUGAAGAAAAGCCACGGGCUAUUAUUGUCGGUAGUCCGCCACACUGGCGUGGCUCUGACCUGCCAGGCCGUAAUCUCGAAAUUAAGUUGCUCGAAUACUUCCCUGGUGUUGCGUUCUUUAUCGAGAAACCCGUGUCGACUGGCCCACAUACCACCGCGCUUGAUAUCUCCAGGAGGAUUACCGAGGCAGGGAACGUAUGCUCGGUCGGAUACAUGCUUCGUUACCUCAAGGCCGUUCAGAUGAUGAAACAGAUUAUUGAGGAUAAGGAGCUUGUCGUCAUGGCCACCUCCGCACGCUAUGUAUGCGCAUACGAGCCGAUCGCCAAGCCCGAUUGGUGGGACAAGUCUCGCGACCAAGGCCCAAUCGUCGAGCAAGGAACGCACUUCUGCGACCUUUCGCGUUACUUUGGCGGCGAUGUAGACAUCAGCUCUGUGAUGGCGCACUCGGUUGAGUGGGACGAGGAACCUGGACAAUUGAGCAAGAUCCCUAUCGAUGAGAACAAGAUCGCCCCAGAGAACCGUAUCCCUCGUGUCACAACCGCAACCUGGAAAUAUGAAAACGGCGCUGUCGGUACCUUGACUCAUGCUGUUGCUCUGCACGGAACGAACUACAGCUGCGAACUUGAAGUCUACCUCGAUGGCUCGUCGAUCCUUAUCAUAUCCCAACCCUUUACAUCCGCCGCCCUGGUGACGAUUACGAGGAGACUUAUCGAUUCGGUGAUGAUGACCCAUUCUUUUCAGAGGCAAGUUUCCAAUUUGAUUGACGUGAUCGAGCAUGGAGAGGGCACAGCUGAGAUUCUAAGCACUUAUGAGGAUGCUUGCAAGACCUACGAGUUUACUUGGGCUAUCCGCCUCGCCAGUGAGCGUAGCCGCGCAAACUACCACAAGCCCACGGAGGCUUAA